Fusarium musae is the source of this 1611-nucleotide messenger RNA. RefSeq lists its product as uncharacterized. The coding region runs from base 1 to 1611 and encodes 536 amino acids. NCBI's taxonomy places the organism in Eukaryota, Fungi, Ascomycota, Sordariomycetes, Hypocreales, Nectriaceae. The record is from RefSeq and is a predicted model, not a curated record. The transcript has a single exon.
AUGGACACCAAGCACAAUUCCAGCGUAUCAGGUGGCACAUCUACCUGGGAAGAGAUCUUCAAUUCGGCGGAAGCAGAUAUUCAGCAAGCUUGCUUCAUCUCUGGCACCCCAGGCCUUGCGAUUGGAGUAUUAGACCACGAUGGGAAGGUAUUCGACAAAUAUAUCGGUUCCCGUGAUGUGAAUCGAGGGCUUAGACCGGAUGCCGAUACUGUUUUCAAUAUUGGGUCCAUGUGCAAAGGGUUCACGGCACUAGCCACUGCUUGUCUCGUCACAGAUGGGGCAAUUCACUGGGAUGACCGUGUUGACACUUUUCUCGAUGGACUUCGUCACACCCAUGUUGGCAAUUCAACGAUUCGGGACUUACUAUGUCAUCGGACGGGUCUUUGUAGGUCUGAUGCACUCUUCAUUGGAUCAAACAAUGCCCUACUUCUUUCCAAAGCCCAAGGCACCGCCCUACUUGCGUCACUCAAUAUAAGCCGCCCACCACGCCAAGAGUUCAUCUACAACAACUUUGGUUAUCAUGCGGUGGGAUGUAUCAUCGAGAAAGUGUCAGGUGUGAGCUAUGGCGAGUUUCUCGCCAACCGUAUCCUCAAGCCUUUGAACAUGACCAGGACAUUCACGGAGCAACCGUCAAACAUGGAUCAAAACAUCUCCCGAGCUUAUCUUGCCUACCAUGAUUUGGAGCUACGCGAGGUUUCAACUCCUAACAUCUCAAGCGAUACCGUUGCAUUUUCUGCCGGCGGCAUUCGAAGUUGCAUGCGCGAUCUCCUUGUAUUUUAUGGUUCUCUUCUACAAGCAAUUGCUACAUCAACCAAGAUUGUGGCGCUCAACGUCAAUGUUGAAGAACUCCGUACUAUUUUCGAUGCUGCUAUUCCUCUUAAGGUCACGAUGGUUCUGCGCGAGAAGUCCUACGGUAUGGGCUGGGGACGCACGCAGCUCCCAAACCAAGUCAGUGAGAUCACUGGCAACUCUGGAUUGUUAGACACGUAUCCCACGAUUGGAAGCAUGGCAAACGGGCCUUUGUUACUCCAUCACGCUGGCAACAACAUUGGCUGCUCUUCGACGGUGUACUUAAUGCCCGAGUUAGAUACAGGGAUCGUUGUUCUUGGUAAUUCUUUGGGCCAUUGCGAUGCUACGGACUGGACCGCUCAGAUCCUGACUCAAGCAUUCCUUUCAGGGAAAGUCGAUAGGGGAUUGAGCCGGUUCUUUACUGCUGCAGCUCUGCAAGGGCGAUCUGCCAUGAAACGUGUACAGACAGUUUUGGACACAGAAAGACGGUCCACUGAACCUCCUGGUCCCUUGACGAAAUACCGGGGAUGUUUCUGGCAUAGGUCUGGUCAAUUUUGUGUCAGUAUCCGGCUUGAAAACCAUGGCGAUCUCAUCAUGUCACUUCAGAAUCGGGAUGACGAGAGAUACAGCCUUCGUCACUACGAACAGCACACCUUUGUAUUUAAUGAGAGCUUUGAUCGCAUCAUCGAGCGGGGUCAGUGGUGCAGGCCAUACUGGUUUUACAAAAUCCAAUUUAUUUCGGAGGAUCAAGAGAUUGUUGCUAUUCGUUGGAGGAUUGAUGAUACACAGGAAGAUGGAGAACUGUUCCGCAAAGCUAUGUAG